UUUCAGAGGGCUUCUGAAUUUCAUAACUUUGCCACCUAGCACAAUCUAUUCUUGAAACUGCCACCCCUUGAAUGUGGAAAGUGCAGCUUCUCAUGUAGAGGUGCUAAUGCCCGGAACCUCCUGCCACCUUCUAUAAAAACUUCCAUGUUAGUUUCCAAAACCAUGUGUAGAACUUGGCUUGACCUCUCAAUAACACCUACAGGAAUGGACUUGUUGAACGAAGUAAAACUUGAAUGAGGACACUUGUAUUCAAUGUUGGAAAACUGAUUGUGCAACGUUUCAGCACUCAGGUGUCAGAAAUGUCCCUUGCUAGGGUCAGCAGUUUUUUCUAGGGUUGGUCGGGAAACAGGAAACACAACUUACAUCUUUCCUUAUCUGAGACCUAAUUUUGUUAUUAUUUUGAUUUAUUGUAUGUGACUUAAGUUGACUGCAAUAUUUAGUAAUAUUACCUCUUCUAGAUGCAAUGUUAGGAACUUGAGUCUCAAGAGGUCUUGCAAAGCUUAAGUUGACUGCAAUAUUAUUAUGUAAAUUAUGGCUGCCAAGGUAAUAACCAUGGUCAGCAGCACCAAACAGGAUACAUGUAGGUGCCUCUUAAAACCUCAAAUAGGACGAGGAUGGAACAGAUUUCACCAGCUGGUUACAAUAAUGACUACUAGUAUGACUGUCUAACUGUUCUCUGUAAUUUCAGUAGGCAAUAAUGAGUGUGCAACUUACAGGAAACUGUGGGUGUGCCCAUGUCUGUAUCCACACGCUGAACGGCCACAGGUGUGCCUGUCGACCUGGCUACACGUUGAUGAUGGACCUUCACGGCUGUGAAGACCUAGACGCCUGCCUGGCAAAUCCGUGUGACGCCCAGGCCACUUGUACGGAUAAUCCUCCUCCUGCCCUUGAUGCGAAUUGUACCUGCAACACCGGAUAUACAGGAGAUGGGCUUGUCAGUGGAACUGGCUGUUCAGAUAUCGACGAAUGUGCGACCGAGAACGGCCGGUGUGACCAGAUCUGCACCAACGUCCCCGGGAGCUACAGGUGCUUCUGCCAUCAUGGAUUUGUGCUCAUCGAAGACUCGCACGGCUGUCGAGUGUGCGGCCACUGCCUGGGCGGGGACGUGAACUGUGACCCAGUAUCGGGUGUCUGCUCGGCUGGCUGCCAGGAUGGAUGGAAAACACAGCUAUGUGAUAAAGCUGUGGAUCCACCAAUGGACCUGACCGUAACUGACAUCACGGACGAAGGGUUCAAGGUCACCUGGUCUCCAUCCCCUGACCCUGACCUUCAGGGGUACCGUGUGGUGGUGUCCAACCUGGACAUGACGACAGCUGUCAAUCAGAGCACUGAGGAGGCGUGGUUUCCGGUGGUCGGCCUGUUCCCGGAGACUGCUUACAUCAUCAGGGUGACGGCCCUGUUCUCUUCAGGUGGUUGGAGGUCACAGAGCGAGGCGGCAGUGAUACCGGCACGCACAGCCGCCACACCAACCACAAUUCCUCCAACCACAAUUCCUGCUGCUACAACCCAGCAGACAAGUCGGAUGACCACCCGCCUUUCCACCAAACCUGCGACUUCGACCGUACAACAUGCACCUGAAGCUGGGUGGGACGAGGAAUCAUCUGAUGACGCCACCACACCAUCAGCUGCUGAAACAACUAAGCAGACAAGUGGGAUGCCCACAUCCAUGUCCACCAGACCCUCAACUCCAACUGCACAACUCGGAUCGGAUACCGAUGGAACCACAGAGACCAUCAGCAGUCCGCCAGGCGGCAACAGGGCAACAUCAGCUGAUCAGGCUCUUGGUAACAGUCUGGAGAGCAUCUAUGCAGAAUCCGUCAGCUCAAGCCCACAGGAUGUGCUCCAGAUUCUGGCUCAGGCUGCAGAUGUCUCUGGAGAUGAUGUUGUGUUGGGGCAGCCGACAUCAGCUGCUGAGGAAAAGGCACAGGACAUGGCCAUGGGUGUUCUGAAGUCCAUCACCCUCAAUGUGGACCAGCUGGACAUGUCUGACCCGUCGACUGUCCAGUCUGUGGGAGGAUCUCUGGUGGAGUCCGUUGGUUCUCUGCUUGAGGACCCAGAGAGAGAUGAAGAAGAGGCUGAUGUGAAGCUCACUUCUGAUCUUGAGGAAGACCAGAGUCUCUCUCCAAAGGAGCGCCUUCAAAAGGUGGAAGAAAAGAAGCAGGAGAACCAAGCUAAGAGAGGAAGAUUUGUCCAGGAAGGCCGCCAGGUCCUGGAGGGUCUGUUCAACGCCAUCAUCAGCGCCACGAGGCCAGGAGCCCCGGCGGUCACCAUCAAGAGAGGCGGCAUCACGCUGCGUGCCCAGAGGAUCUGGGGCGACCAGUUUGGAGGCCAGGUCGUGCAGACGGAGGAUGGGAGCUUCCAACUUCCGUCUAAAGCAGCGCUUUUCGCGGACUAUACGCCGCACAACGUCGCUAUAAAGUUGACACAGUUUCAGCAGAACCCUUUUACCUGGGGGCGUGGGGAGUACCAACCACGUUCGUCUGUCAUGGAACUGUCACUCCAACAGAACAACUUCCCCGUGGCCUUCAACAACCUAACAGAAGACUUCAACAUCACCAUUCCGGCCAAAUCCGGAAACAAACCAGCGACAACAACCGUCACCAUCCCUGCCCAAGGAAACGGAAGUUCCAGCUACCAUUUGCUGAACCUCACCAACGCCGCAGAAGGCUUCCUGGUCACAAUCACCCCGCUGAACACCAGCGUGGUUUACCGUGUGUCGGGCAGGUACGGCGGCCGCCCUGGUGACCAAAACUACAACAUGUCCACAGAGACGUACAUCCUACCCGAGGAGUGUGCCUUGAUGAAAACUCUGAGUGGCGAGGAAGACACAGAGAAGACAGAGGCAAGAAUGUUCGUCUCGGGAGAGGAUGGUCCUGUGGAUUACAACAUCAAGGUCCAAAUAGUUG
This is a messenger RNA of Branchiostoma belcheri (Belcher's lancelet), 2906 nucleotides long. RefSeq lists its product as uncharacterized. The annotation marks the transcript as partial. The transcript is spliced from 14 exons. Gene Ontology annotation, molecular function: calcium ion binding; protein binding. The record is from RefSeq and is a predicted model, not a curated record. Lineage: Eukaryota; Metazoa; Chordata; Leptocardii; Amphioxiformes; Branchiostomatidae.